Notothenia coriiceps (black rockcod) is the source of this 550-nucleotide messenger RNA. RefSeq names its product gamma-aminobutyric acid receptor subunit rho-2-like. The annotation marks the transcript as partial. The transcript has 5 exons. The record is from RefSeq and is a predicted model, not a curated record. Lineage: Eukaryota; Metazoa; Chordata; Actinopteri; Perciformes; Nototheniidae. Gene Ontology annotation, molecular function: extracellular ligand-gated monoatomic ion channel activity; transmembrane signaling receptor activity. Gene Ontology annotation, biological process: monoatomic ion transmembrane transport. Gene Ontology annotation, cellular component: membrane.
AUGCCAGGAGCUCAGGCUCUGCUGGAUCUGGCACGUCCAGCUGUCCCUGUUGGAGUGGAUGUCCAGGUGGAGAGCUUGGACAGCAUAUCAGAGGUGGACAUGGACUUCACCAUGACCCUAUAUCUGAGGCACUACUGGAAGGACGAGAGGCUUGCCUUCCCCAGCACCACCAACAAGAGCAUGACCUUUGACGGGCGCCUGGUGAAGAAAAUCUGGGUGCCCGAUGUGUUCUUCGUCCACUCCAAGAGGUCCUUCAUCCACGACACCACCACUGAAAACAUCAUGCUGCGGGUGUUCCCUGACGGUCACGUCCUGUACAGCCUGAGGGUCACAGUGACUGCUGCGUGCAACAUGGAUUUCAGUCGCUUCCCUUUGGACUCGCAGACAUGCACGCUGGAGCUGGAGAGCUAUGCUUACACAGAUGAAGACCUGAUGCUGUACUGGAAGAGCGGUGAUGAGUCUCUGAGCACCGACGACAGGAUCUCUCUGUCUCAGUUCCUCAUCCAGAAGUUCCACACCUCUUCCAGACUGGCUUUCUACAGCAGCACAG